AUGUCAGAAGAUGUUCCUCGGUCCUCUGUCGACGGGGUUGUUUCCGCAGCCCGGCGGAAGGAACGCGGGCGGUUGGCGCAGGCAGCCUUUCGCCGACGCCAGAUCGACACAAUCGCCCGCCUGCGAGCCAGCAACCAGGAGAUGCAGGACGCCAUAGCCCGCUUGGCGCGCAUCGCAUCCGGCGUCGACAACCGCGAGCUUGCCGAGGCGGCGCGGGACGCCCAGAAGGCGGCGGGCUUCGACAAGACGGACGACGACAGCGCUGCCAAGACGCGGCGGACGACGCAGGUCGCCCGGCUGGGCCAGGGCGCCGCAGAGCGUCAGGGUCCCGCAUGGCGCAGCGGGACGCCGGACGCCGAGGAAGACGGCAUCCGUGGCGCCCGGCGCGCCAUACCGAGCUACUACCGCACGGGACGCAUGUCGCCGCGCCUCGGCUUCGGUCUCUGGCUCGAACCCGCGCGCCUCCACGUCGUGUACCCACCGGUCGACAUCAUGCCGUACCUGCAGGAGAAGACGUCUCUCUCCAACGUCCUCUUCUGGGCGAGCCUGUCGUACGGCUUCAAGCUCCUGCAAGCGAGGCCCGGCACGCGCUAUCAUCUGCUGGAGCAAGGGCUGCACGAUGGCAGCGACCCGGGGGUGAGGACCAUGGUCUGCGCAUUCGUGGGAGACAUGGUGAAGGGCAGCAUCUGCCUCGGGGGCGGACCGCGCUGGACGGCGGACCGAGCCACGGCCAUGCUCGAUGCCUUUCACAGGCGGCUGGCGCUUGCGUGA
Messenger RNA from Verticillium nonalfalfae, 771 nucleotides. RefSeq lists its product as uncharacterized. The transcript is spliced from 2 exons. The record is from RefSeq and is a predicted model, not a curated record. Bases 1 to 771 code for a protein of 256 amino acids. NCBI's taxonomy places the organism in Eukaryota, Fungi, Ascomycota, Sordariomycetes, Glomerellales, Plectosphaerellaceae.